UCCUAGGUUGAAUAGUUUAUAUAGAAAUAAUAAUUAUGCAGAUUACAAAAGCCAAUUCCCCCAAAGCAACCAGUACAUCUAAAAGCAUCGCUAAACCUGCCAAUCUAUCAAACAUAAAGAAAGAAGAGUUAGUUAGGCUCAUGAUGCAGUCUUUGAUAGAUCUUGGUUAUCAAAAUACAGCAACUUGCUUACAAGCAGAAUCUGGCAUCUCUUUGGAAUCUGAUAUUGUAUCUCACUUUCGCUCAAGUAUUCUCAAUGGCGACUGGUUUCUCGCCGAGACGUUAUUAAGUGAUAUGCCCUUUGUGAAUCAUAGUCCAAACGUGAUAGCCAAAGUGCAGUUCUUGAUUCGACAGCAAAAGUUCCUCGAGCUACUCGAGCAAAAUGAGACAAUGAAAGCUCUUUAUGUAUUAAGAAAUGAAAUAACACCAUUGGGAGAAAAUACAGAUCGACUUCAUCAGCUAUCUAGUCUUGUUUUGUGUUCAUCAAUAGAGGAUGUCAUGGCUCAAGCACAAUGGGAUGGAACAAAGGGAAGUUCAAGGGAACAAUUGUUGAUUGAACUGCAAGAUUAUAUUGAAUCUUCGGCAAUGAUACCAAAGCACAGAUUGUUGAGUUUAAUCAACCAAGCGAUUGAGUGGCAGAAACGACAGUGUCUUUAUCACAAUCCAAGAAGAGAUAUGGACUUUUCUCUGUUUUCGGAUCACGUUUGCGAUAGAGACGUCUUUCCGUCCCAUAUGGUCAAAGUACUACAUGGGCAUAUAGAUGAAAUAUGGCAUGUCGCUUAUUCAAAUAAUGGAAAAUAUCUUGCCUCCGUUUCAAAAGACAAAUCGUGCAUUAUAUGGGAUAUGGAGCUAUUGGAACAGAUGCAAUCUUUUAGAAGUGAAGUAAGCGGAUCUUACUGCGCUUGGUCUCCGGAUGAUUCAAAACUACUCGUCUGCGGUACAGAUAAUGCAGUCAGACUAUGGGAUCCCCUGAAUGGUGUCUUGUUACAUACAUUCACUCAACAUAAAGAUCAAGUGACAAGUGCUGUAUGGCUUCCAGAUAACGAACACUUUAUCACGGGUGCAUGUGAAAAAGUGAUGUGUCUUUGGAAUGUGGAUAAUGGUUCACCCAUUGCGCGAUGGCCUGCUCAGCGUACGACAGACAUGAAGAUCACCAAAGACGGCAAAAGGUUGGUGACGAUCGGAUUGGAUAAAUGUAUUACCACAUAUGAUGUCGAUGGUCUAAGGAUCACUGAAGUAGCCAAGAUCACAGAAGAAGGAACUAUCACGUCACUUUCAAUCACAAAGGAUGGUAAAUUCGCACUUGUCAAUAUCCAGGAUGUGCAAGAAGUACAUUUAUGGGACUUGGAUGCACAGAGAUUGGUUCAUACAUACACUGGACAAAGACAGAAUGAAUAUAUCAUUCGAUCUACAAUAGGAGGAACAGAUGAAUCACUUAUUUUAAGCGGCAGUGAAGAUAAUCGUGUCUACAUUUGGAGUCGCGAUCAUGAAACAUUAUUGGAAGCAUUGGAAGGACAUGACAACACGGUAAAUUGUAUUAGUUGGCGUCCGACUGAACCAAUGCAGUAUGUAUCUGCAGGAGAUGAUCAUACAAUCCGAGUUUGGGGAGCAAAGAGGGUCUAAUGCAUUUUUUUUGUCUAAAAUAAAAAUUAUUCUGGCUGGGCGCAUUAUUUAUUGCAGAAAUUCUACGAAAUAUAUUACGU
Messenger RNA from Rhizopus microsporus ATCC 52813, 1702 nucleotides. Its product is annotated as WD40 repeat-like protein. Gene Ontology annotation, molecular function: protein binding. The coding region runs from base 36 to 1622 and encodes 528 amino acids. The record is from RefSeq and is a predicted model, not a curated record. Gene Ontology annotation, cellular component: GID complex. Lineage: Eukaryota; Fungi; Mucoromycota; Mucoromycetes; Mucorales; Rhizopodaceae. The transcript is spliced from 8 exons. Gene Ontology annotation, biological process: proteasome-mediated ubiquitin-dependent protein catabolic process.